UUAUUUUUAUCUUAUCUCUCAGUCUUUUAUAACAGCAUAAGCAGCAUUAUCUUUAUCAUUAGCAAGUGAUAAUCAUAGCUCUUCAUAACAUACAUUUUAUGCCGGUGCUGGAGCUAUUCUUCCAUCACAUUAUAUGUUAUACAGGGGUAACGUCCGAUUUUUAUAGAGCUGGGAGAACAAACACAACACCUAUUAAUCUUUAUUAAUAUAGUGAGUGAGUUUUGACGGAUAGACAAAGUAUGUUGACUGAAGUACUUUUGGCUUUGCUGGCUUUAGCAGCCCUAUAUCGUUUUUGUUUAAAGCCUUGGGUAUAUUGGGCGAACAGAGGUGUGAAGCAAAGGCUACAAGUGCCAUUUUUUGGGGAAAAUUUGCCCAUAAUUCUGAGAUUAGAAUGUUUUGCUGAUAUGGUUCAACGGAUUUAUCGACAAUUUCCAAAUGAAAGGUAUAGUGGAUUUUUCCAAUUCAAUACACCAAUAUUGUUGAUAAGGGAUCCCGAAUUGAUAAAACAAAUCACUAUCAAGGAUUUUGACCACUUUGUAGACCACAGAGCUGUCGUUCCUGAAAAUAUUGAUCCAAUUUGGGGUAGAAACCUCUUUGCCCUCACUGGACAAAAAUGGAGAGACUUGAGGCCUGUCCUGAGCCCGUCGUUCACUAGCAAAAAAUUGAAGGAUAUGUUCGGGCUGAUGUCUGAAAGCGCAGAAACCUUUGUCGAUCAUUUUUUGAAGAAAAAACAGGAUGUGAUUGAACUUGAGCUGAGGGACACUUUCACGAAAUACGCCGUCGACAUCAUUGCCACUACAGCUUACGGCAUCAAAACUGAUUCUAUUAAUGAUCCGAAAAAUGAAUUUUUCUUGAUGAGCAAGCAAACUUCCAUUAUUUUCAACGGACUCAGAUUCUUCUUGAUGUUCUUCCUUCCAACGUGUAUAGUCAGAUUCUUCAAUAUGACUAUUGUGAGUACCAAAUUGAAGAAUUUCUUCCUCACUCUGGUGGAAGAUUCUAUUCGAAUAAGGGAGGAGAAGAAUAUAGUACGGCCCGACAUGAUCCAUCUAUUGAUGGAAGCUCAAAAAGGAGUUCUAAAGUAUGAAGAGGAUAAAGAGAUUGUCGAUGGCUUUUCCACUGUCAAAGAAUCGGAUAUUGGGAAGCAGAUCCGCAGCAAGACAGAACUCACCAACAUGGACAUAGCUUCACAGGCAUUCAUUUUUUUCCUGGGCGGUUUCGACACCUCCGCCUCGCUGAUGUGUUUUUUGGGCUACGAAUUGGCAACCCACCAGGAGAUACAAAACAAAUUGAGGGAAGAGGUGCUGGCCACUCUGAGCGAAUGCAACGGUUCUGUCACCUACGACGCCUUGCUCAAGAUGAAAUACUUUGAUAUGGUCUUUUCAGAAACAUUGAGGAAGUGGACCGGAGGCUUCGUAGCCGAUCGGGUUUGCACGAAGCCCUACACAAUUCAGCCAGAGCUGCCCGGGGAGGUGCCCAUUCACAUCAAAGUGGGUGAAGUCGUUUGGAUUCCAGUGAUCGGCAUCCACAAGGAUCCCCAGUAUUACCCGGAUCCGGAUCGUUUCGACCCGGAGCGGUUCAGUGACGAAAACAGCAGAGAUAUCAAGCCAUACACUUACUUGCCGUUCGGCAGCGGGCCGCGCAACUGCAUCGGAUCCAGGUUCGCCAUUCUCGAGGCGAAGACCGUCUUCUUUCACAUCUUGUCCAAAUUCGAGAUUGUGCCGGUGGGGAAGUCGCAGAUACCUGUGAAGUUGGCCAGGAACAGUGUCACUUUGUUUUCGGAAGGCGGGUUCUGGUUCGGACUGAAAGCACUUGGAAGUAGCGUGUGACUCUUCGACAUCGGGGUUUGUAACACAACGCAACUUUUCCGGUUCUCAAAAGAUGGAUGAAAUAUUCGCAACUUGAAGUUAUAUGAUUAAUUUUUCAAUAAAA
Messenger RNA from Phaedon cochleariae (mustard beetle), 1929 nucleotides. The record is from the annotation of a GenBank genome assembly. Lineage: Eukaryota; Metazoa; Arthropoda; Insecta; Coleoptera; Chrysomelidae.